Messenger RNA from Paramecium tetraurelia, 399 nucleotides. RefSeq lists its product as uncharacterized. Gene Ontology annotation, molecular function: mRNA binding. NCBI's taxonomy places the organism in Eukaryota, Ciliophora, Oligohymenophorea, Peniculida, Parameciidae. The transcript has 3 exons. Gene Ontology annotation, biological process: RNA splicing. The record is from RefSeq and is a predicted model, not a curated record. Gene Ontology annotation, cellular component: cytoplasm; nucleus; exon-exon junction complex.
AUGUAAAAAAAAUAAGUCAAUGAUAAUGAGGAUAGAUAUAAAGGAGAGGCAGGUAAUUUCUAAUCUUUAGAAAGUGAUGAUGGUCCAGGACCAAUGAAAUCUGUUGAAGGAUGGAUUCUUAUUGCCAAAGGAAUUCAUGAAGAAGCUUAAGAAGAUGAUUUAUUUGAUGCCUUCAGCAAAUACGGUCCAAUUAAGAAUCUCCAUUUGAAUCUUGACAGAAGAACUGGUUUUGUUAAAGGUUAUGCAUUAAUCGAAUUUAGUGAUUUCGCCCAUGCUUAAGAUGCUUUGAAUGGUGUUAACAAGUCAGAUGGAAUUUAUGGUAAAAAAGUUCAAGUUGACUGGGCAUUUAAAAAACCUUGCAAAAAAGGUGCUUUGAAACCAACGAAGAAAUAAUAAUGA